CUGGAGGUCAGGUGUGCACGGAGUAACGUACACAAGAACCUGGAUGAAGGAGGGCUGCAGGUACACUUCUUACACAGCUUUAAGAAAAGAGGCUCAGUAGUGUGUCAGUGUGGGUGUAGUGGAGGGAUGUCUGUGUUGCUCAGUGAGUUGGUGUUGAUGCUGGCUCUAGCUGCCGCCCAGCACCACUUCUACGAUAACUACGCUUAUACCAAGGUGAUGGGGGAGUGCCUGGGAGAACGGGUGUACAAGGACUACCUGCAGCAGGUGUGGGCAGCGCGGCGGGCGUGCGAGGGCGUGGCAGCCGCCCACAGCAGAGUUACGCCCACGUCAUCCCUUCUCUCACCCCUCACCACCUCCACUCACAAUGGACAACCAGGAGGAAUAUUCAGACAACAACCGGAAGCUCUUUUCCAGCAUCCUGGGGUAAAUUCCCAAAUUCCUGUAUUUCAUUCCCAGCGCCCUCGGGUAGAUUCCCAGCAAUCUGGACAGCAAUCUCAUCAUCUUGGGGUGGAUUCCCAACAUUUUGGAAUAAGCUCUCGACAACCAGAAGUGCAUUUCCCGAAAACUGGGAUACUUUCCCAGCAGCCUGGAGUUUUUUCCCAGCAUUCUGGAUUGUUUUCCCAGGAACCUGGAAUAUUUUCCCAUCAGCCUGCAGAUUUUUCCCCUCAAACAGGAGUGUUUGUUCGGCAGCCUGCAGUUUCUUCCCCUCAGCAACCCAGAUUUACCUUCCGUCAACCAGGGUUGUUCACCCAACAUACAGGAGAUUUUUCCCAGCAACGUGACGUUUCUUCCCAUCAACGAGGGGUAUUUUCCCAGCAGCCUGGGGUAUUUUCCCAGAGCGAGGUGGCGGAGACGAUCCCCUACCGUGGCAGCAGCAGUAGCAGCAGUAGCAGCAGCAGGGGACGACACCACGACACUCGCUUCCCAGCUCUCCGUCAGAGACGGGCGGUAGGGGUGGGCAGGAGCGAGGUGCAGCAAGCGGUGGAGAAGGCUGAUACCCUGGUUAGCGAGGUGACUUGCAUCCUCGGCACACUUGGCGUGGUGGACCGGCAGUUGGAGGUCGACUUCGAAGGUCUGGCUGCCAAUACUCAGAAGCUGCCCCUUCCUCAGCCACUCAAGAACGACCUCCUCACCAACAUUCAUCAAUGCAGAGAUAUGACGCUGUGUCUGCCGGUGCAGCAGUUAGGGUCACAGCUGUCACAGAAGCUAGAACGUCUCACGGCCUUCGUCAAGUGCGAGAAGGCAUCUCGUCUGUCUGCCUGCCUCAAGCACGACCUUAGGAAAAAUUUGCAUCAGGGAGACCUCAGCCUCCUGUCUACUGACGGCGGCGCCGCAAGCGACCAGCUGGAGGGCCUUAUCAGCCUCCUGGUGGUGGCAGAGACCGCCAGUGAACUGGAGCUCAUCUGAUUUGGUCACUCUCUGAAAUGGACUCUGCCACGACUUUGUAAAUUAGAAUAUGUCUAGACUAGUCUUGAUGGCUCUUAUAUAAACUUAUCUAGAUUAUUUCUGUGAGUUCUUCAGGGUGACUUUAAAGUCCGAAGAGUUUAUAAUAACACAA
Molecule: messenger RNA, 1558 nt
Organism: Cherax quadricarinatus
Lineage: Eukaryota; Metazoa; Arthropoda; Malacostraca; Decapoda; Parastacidae
Source: RefSeq, a predicted model, not a curated record